Messenger RNA from Histoplasma mississippiense, 3534 nucleotides. RefSeq lists its product with no specific name. Gene Ontology annotation, cellular component: RQC complex. The transcript has 6 exons. Lineage: Eukaryota; Fungi; Ascomycota; Eurotiomycetes; Onygenales; Ajellomycetaceae. Gene Ontology annotation, biological process: rescue of stalled cytosolic ribosome; ribosome-associated ubiquitin-dependent protein catabolic process. Bases 1 to 3534 code for a protein of 1177 amino acids. Gene Ontology annotation, molecular function: tRNA binding; ribosomal large subunit binding. The record is from RefSeq and is a predicted model, not a curated record.
AUGUCACCCAAACUGCCUAUUCUAAACAGAGGUGCCCCCGUGAAAAUGAAACAGAGAUUCUCCUCUCUCGACGUCAAGGCUCUGGUUGGUCUACGAAUUUCUAACAUCUAUGACCUGUCAUCACGAAUAUUCCUCUUCAAGCUAGCCAAACCAGACACAAGAAGGCAACUCAUUGUCGACGCCGGCUUCAGAUGCCAUCUUACGGAGUACUCUCGCACUACUGCCGCCGCCCCCUCCUCAUUUACCAGUCGCUUGCGCAAGUUCCUGAAAACAAGAAGGGUCACAGCUGUCUCUCAAGUGGGCACAGAUAGGAUCGUUGAUAUCGAGCUUAGCGAUGGCAACUUCCAUGUCCUCCUAGAGUUCUAUGCGGCAGGAAAUAUUAUCCUAACCGACAAGGAUUAUAAGAUACUUGCACUUCACCGGAUUGUACCUGAAGGCAGCGACCAGGAAGAGGUUAGAGUGGGAUUGCAAUACGUUCUCACUAACAAGCAGAAUUAUAAUGGGGUGCCGCCGUUAUCUAUUGAGAGAUUAAGGGAUGCAUUGAAAAAGGCGAAGGGUGUUACGGGACCCGCCGAGGCUGCGGGGAAGAACAAAAGAGCGAAAAAGAAGCAGGCUGAAGCUCUAAGGCGAGCUGUCUCGCUGGGAUUCCCGGAGUAUCCGCCUCUGCUUCUUGAACAUGCAUUCCAUAUAACUGGUUUCGACACGAGUCUGAAACCGGAGCAGCUGCUAGAAGAUCCCAAACUGGCGGAAAAGCUUAUGGUGGCGCUUGUGGUGGCAGAAAAUGUCAACUCCAGUCUUUCAACUGCGGAGGAAACGCCAGGGUAUAUUGUCUCGAAAACAGAAGGUAAAGCCGGAGAGGAUGCCUCGGUGGAUUCUACUGUUCCAUCCAAGUCGAGCAACGUGGCGUAUAUUGAUUUUCACCCUUUCGAGCCGAAGCAGUUUGAGAGCGAACCUGGAACAUCAAUUCUGAGGUUUGAUACGUUCAACAAAGCAGUGGACGAGUACUUCUCGUCAGCCGAAUCACAGAAACUCGAAUCGAGACUCACUGAGCGUGAGGAAAUUGCAAAAAGAAAAUUAGAAGCUGCCCAGAAAGAUCAGGACAAGCGUGUUGGGGUGUUGAAGGAGGCUCAGGAACUUCACAUCCGCAAGGCGCAGGCAAUCGAAGCCAAUUUGCUGCGUGUUGAGGAGGCAAUAAAUGCAGUCAACGGGUUGAUAGCGCAGGGUAUGGACUGGGGCGAAAUUGCUCGUUUGAUAGAGAUGGAACAGGGUCGCCAGAAUCCCGUAGCCAAUGUUAUAAAAUUACCGCUGAAGUUGUACGAAAAUGCGGUUACCUUGCUUUUAGGGGAGCCUACGGAAAAUGAAGAACCGAUGGAUGAAUCUGAGGAUGAGGCGGAAGUGGAAGAGGAGGAAGAACAGGAAAGUAGCGAAGAUGAAGAUAGCGGGAAGAAGCCUGGAGUAUCCAAAAAACCACGGCAACCGCUACUAUCUAUUGAUAUUGAUCUUGGGAUCUCGCCCUGGGCUAAUGCAAGACAAUACUAUGAACAGAAGAAAGUUGCCGCAGUGAAAGAAAAGAAAACUCUCAAUUCCACCAAGGAGGCUAUAAAAAGCACGAAAAAGAAGGUUGCUGCGGACCUUAAGCAGGCAUUGAAACAGGAAAAGCCUGUGCUUCGGCCUACAAGGACUCCGUUCUGGUUUGAAAAAUUCAUAUUUUUUUUGUCUUCUGAUGGAUAUCUUGUUUUGGGUGGCAGAGACGUCCAGCAAACGGAAAUACUGUACCGACGACAUCUAAAAAGAGGGGAUGUGUUUGUACACGCUGAUGUUCAAGGAGCUAUUCCCGUCAUUGUCAAAAAUAAACCGGGCACCCUAGAUGCUCCUAUCCCACCGGGGACUCUUUCCCAAGCCGGCAACCUCUGCGUAGCAACUUCAACUGCAUGGGAUUCUAAAGCGGUAAUGGGGGCGUGGUGGGCGAAUGCCAAUCAAGUAUCCAAGACUACGCCAUUAGGUGAAUACCUUGUAACGGGUGGUUUUGUUAUCUGUGGCGAGAAAAAUCAGCUUCCCCCGGCUCAACUUCUCCUCGGGUUUGCAGUAAUGUUUCAAAUUAGCGGAGAAAGUAUCAAGAAUCAUACCAAGCAUAGAGUACCGGAUGAGGCUCCUACCUCAGAGAGUGCGAAGGAUACUCUAGGGACCGAAGAACUACCCUCUAGUCUCGGUUUGGAAACGCCAAAAUACUCUAAAAGAAAUGAGACAGAUCAUCAGCAUCAAGAGUCUGAUAGUACGGAUCAAGAAAACGGGGAAAUUGAAAAAAUUGCGGACAAUAAGCGAACAAAUCCCUUGUUACAUGAUGGGGCCGAAUCGAAUCGUUCUGGAAGUGAAGGUGAGGAACCGAACAUUGGAGAAAAUGGAUCCCAAGAUGUCGACGCUAGAUAUGACAAGGGAUAUGAUAACUCUAGAUUCGAAGCUGUGGAAGUACCAAAAUUGGGAGAAAUGGAAAACUUACCCAAGGAAGAGGCCAGCUCCGAAACGCAAACGGACUCCAUCACAACACAACCUGCCAAACACCCCUUUGUCAGGGAAAGACCCACCAAUGUACCAUCACGUUCCUCAACUCCAUCCAUAGGGGCAUCAACCGCCACGCCAAACAUCCGCGGAAAACGCGGUAAAAACAAAAAAAUCGCCACCAAAUACCAGCACCAGGACGAGGAGGACCGUGAGCUCGCUCUCCGCCUCCUGGGUUCCGAUUCUAACCCGGAUAAGCUUCGCGAAGCUGCCAAACGCAAAGCGGAUCGACUGGCCGAGCUUGAAGCCCAAAAGCAAAGACGUCGUGCACAGCACGAUCGAGCUGCUCGGGCUGAGCGAGAGCGACAAAAGGCAUUGCAACAACAAGCAGAGACACGGGCGGGUGGUGAUGGUGCUGACGGUGGUGAUACGCAACUCGAUGCAGAUACUGCGGCUGAUCUUUCUUGUCUUCCUUCACUCAUUGGCACUCCUGUGGCAGGUGAUGAAAUCGUCGCAGCAAUUCCCGUCUGUGCACCUUGGACAGCCCUCAGCCAGUAUAAGUAUCGCGCCAAGUUACAGCCUGGGACUGUCAAGAAGGGGAAGGCUGUCAAAGAAAUUUUGGGAAAGUGGAUUGUCGAUGCGACAUCGGAUGCGAAUGCAAUAAAAAAAGGAAUGAGGAAGUGGAAGCGGAAGCAGGGGGACCACGAAAGUGAUGGCGAGGCUGUCAAUGAGAAUACGAACGAGGAAACAGGGAGAGAAAAUGAGGGUAAAGGAGAAGACCGCAACAAUCAUGGGCUUAAUCAGUUAGCGCAGGUAGAGCUUGAGCUUAUAAAGGGAUGGCGGGAUGUUGAAAUCAUGAAUACGCUCCCUGUAAGCAAGGUUAAGAUUGUUUCUGGCGGUGGCGGUGGUGGUUUAGGUGAAAAGGGCGGGGAACGGAAGGGUGCCAAAACCAGUGGAGGUGGAAGGAAGAGUGAGAAGAGUGGGGAGAGUAGGAAGGGAGGGAAGGGGGGGAAGGGGAAGGCCAAAGGAGGUAAAUAA